GCCAGACAAUCGAAUUAGGAACCGACCUUUUCAGCCUCUUCCUACCGUCACGUCCUAGUGCAGCUUUUAGCAUUAACCUUUUAUUGAUUUUCUGCAGCACUACUCCACACUCUAAUAAAACAAGCUGAUAGUUUUCUCUCUAGUGUAUCUCGACUCUGCUGUCGAUUUGUGCUGGCUUAAGUAACCGCUGAUUGCGCGCAAGUCAACAAUACUUCGCCAAGGCUGGGGUGUCGCGCCAAAAGUCUUGGCAUACUCUAAUUGUGCUGUCUGUCGCGUGCCCCUUUUCCAGAUGGAGGGAUCAUGAGACGACCGCCGCAUAGAACAAAGUCGCUGCCUCGAUCGGAUUGGUGGUGGUUCGUCUGCCUCGCACGUAUGCCAAGUCCCUCAUGAAGCUCGUAUUAUGCGUCUUGGAACUCUCUGCAUAUGCACUUUACCUUAGCGCUCUCGCACGCCCAGCAGAGUCGGCCUUGUACAUGCACAUGGAUGUUUGUUUGCUCGAGUCCAACGAUCGGAUAAAAGCAAUAGUAGUGCCACUGCAGCAUACAAGUAGAUAUCGCGUCUUCGACUCCUGCUUUAGGGCUAGCUGCCCACGAUCAUUUGCACGACCUUCUGGAUUACAUCUAGCAGCAUCUGCAGCCAUCGUGUCUCCCAAGGCGUCCCCACUCCCCCGAAAGCGGCGUCAUCAAAACGCCCACCAGCACGGCAACGCGGCAAAGAUGAAGCUUCUGGACCCCAAAGCAGCGUUUCAGUGACUUUCUGGCUGCCCGGGUAAUCAAGCGGCGCAGUGUGCAAAAGGACACUUAGGCAGAUGGAAGACCUCCACUGCCGGAGAACAUUUGACCGAUUUGCCUAUAGUCGAAGAACAUGUACCGCUAAUCUCUUCGUAUGUGGCGCUGCAGAGCGCCGAGUAAUAAGGAGCCAGGCAGCUUAUUACUGGGCAACAGCACUAUCAGGGACUACCUAUACUUUGGCGUGAUUAUGGGCUGCGGGAAAGUAGUUGGUACGUCGGCCGCAUCAUUGGCGACUUACGUAUUGGCGUACGUACCUCCGCUUUAAGCUCGAGGCUUAGAUGGCAAGGAUCAACUGCUGCUGUCACCCAAAUUCGGUACUUAGUCCAGGCUACCUAAGCGUUUUGGUCGUGUGCGCGUGCUCCAUACUUGGUAUAACGGCAGGGUUUCCAAUCCAA
Messenger RNA from Trichoderma asperellum CBS 433.97, 1186 nucleotides. The record is from RefSeq and is a predicted model, not a curated record. NCBI's taxonomy places the organism in Eukaryota, Fungi, Ascomycota, Sordariomycetes, Hypocreales, Hypocreaceae.